Molecule: messenger RNA, 735 nt
Organism: Psylliodes chrysocephalus
Lineage: Eukaryota; Metazoa; Arthropoda; Insecta; Coleoptera; Chrysomelidae
Source: the annotation of a GenBank genome assembly
AUGUAUUCGUCUGCAAUUGAACAACCAUCUACAACAGCUGAUAGCUCAAUAAUUGAUGAUACAAUUGUACAUGAUUCCCUUGUAAAAGAUGUGAAUCUUCCUGAGACAGAAGAAGUAGAAAAAGAAAUUGACGCUGAAGUUGAACAGCCGUUGGAGGCAGGACCUUCUGAAGAUUUAGAAGAAUCAUCGACUGUUCAUACUUCUGAUAAUGGAAAUAAACUCAUGAUCGACUAUAAACCGUUCAGUAUUGAAGAUUUGAUCCAAUCCGAAGUCAGAAGCGUAACAAAAGCUGCAAGCGAACCAUCAUCACUUUCCAUAGCCCGACCUUUAGUCCCCAUAGCAGGAGAGCAUACUGAAGAUAGCGCAAUACCUCAAAAUUUAAAUACCACCAAACAACUGAAACAGGAAGCUGCCAAGAAUAAAAUAACUCAAAGAAAUAAAAAUUACCAGAGCAAGAAAAAACUCAGCUACUUUAAAAAAAAUUGUUCUUUUGCUUUGAUUAAUAGAAAGAUUAGUUUAAUAGGUAAUAGUCAAUUAGGAAAAGAUAAAGAAGAAACAAAAAUUGAACCCAACAAAAAACAAGUCGCACUAUCUCUCCAGUCAAUACAAUCAUCUACGACAACAAACAAUAACGAAAACAAAACCAGUGAAACUCCGGCGUUGCCACCUUUAGUUAAAAUUUCUGAAAACCCAAUAGCACAGCCUCAACAUAAUUAUAAUGAAGGAUAUCGUUAA